AUGUUCAAAUUUGGAUUAGAUUUUUGCUCUAAGAAAAGUCUUCCAUAAAACUUUGCAGAUCAAAUUCUGAAAUUAGAAAUGGAGAUUGAUAUUAAUGAAUAGAAUUAACUUUCGUCAUUAUAAUAGUUAAUAUCUCUUUAUAUGGUAAUUAUUAUUAUUAUUUUUAAUAGACUGGAAUAGAAUAUUAUGAAUCUAUCUAAGAUAAAAGAAGCUUUUUCUUUUAAAAAAAACUCAAUUCUCUCAUUCUAUUUGCCACUUAAAGAGAAAAUGAAGAAUUUCUAUUAUCAAAAGAAUAAAUUAUAAAUAAGAGAGCUAAAUUUGAAGAAGAAUCAAAACGUAUUGAACUUGAUUUAAUCUACAGCUAAACAGAAUCUAAAGAGGUAUAAUUUUCACAUUUUUGAUUGAGGCUCAAGUUAAAGGAAUUGUUAACAAUCACACUAAUCAAGUUAAAUAAAUAUAAAGUAUGAUACAAAAUGAAAUGGCUUCUCAAACUGAUGCUUUCUAAAUGCGUCUUGAACGUAGAAGAAAAUCUAAAAUAAUACAUUCUUUAAGUUAAACAGAAAUAGAUUUAUAAUCAUAUAAUACAACUAUUCCAUACAAAAAAACAGAAUUUAAAGAAUAAGGAUGUAUUGUACUAAUUCUGAUAGAAAAUUUUAGCUUAAACUAAAUAGAUCAUUUAAGAGGAGGAUGAUACUAGCAGAAAACACUCAUUUUUUCAAUUUGAAUAGGAUGGUAUUUAAAAUGAACUAUAACAAGUGAAUAAGUAAUAUUUAUAAUUCUAACAAUUUAGAUUGAAACAAAAACAUAAGAGAUGUGAAUCAUAAAUUCCUAUAUCAAAUAUAUCUAUAAAAUAGAGGUUUUUAAGUUAAGAAUUUCAUUAAAAUCAAGAUGAUAUUCAGGAAUCUUCCCAGAAAGAAAAUUUUUAAAAGAAUCAUUGA
Messenger RNA from Paramecium pentaurelia, 938 nucleotides. Lineage: Eukaryota; Ciliophora; Oligohymenophorea; Peniculida; Parameciidae. The record is from the annotation of a GenBank genome assembly.